UAAUACGUGAAUAUUUCCGUCCGGUCAUCACCGGCCGUAGCCUCGCACGAAGUUGGGGGGUGGGAGGCGUAGGCCGUGCUAGUGAAUGUGUGACAGGAGAGGGGGCAGAGAGGAGGGGUAGCAGACCGAUCGGCACAGUGCGGAAUUUCGUGUAUGUUUGUAGCGUGUGUUACCGUGGAAUAGUGUGGUUGUCUGGAAGUUUCUGGCAUGGAGGACAAGACGUUUACUAAAGAACUGGACCAGUGGAUCGAGCAGCUCAAUGACUGCAAGCAACUCAACGAGAGCCAAGUGCGCACCCUGUGCGAGAAGGCUAAAGAAAUCCUUACUAAAGAGUCAAAUGUGCAGGAUGUGCGCUGCCCUGUCACUGUUUGUGGAGAUGUCCAUGGCCAGUUUCAUGAUCUUAUGGAACUCUUCAGAAUUGGAGGAAAAUCUCCAGACACCAACUAUCUCUUUAUGGGAGACUACGUGGAUAGAGGCUAUUACUCUGUUGAAACAGUGACACUUCUUGUAGCACUAAAGGUGCGGUAUCCAGAGCGUAUCACAAUAUUAAGGGGAAACCAUGAGAGUCGACAAAUCACACAAGUCUAUGGUUUUUAUGAUGAGUGCCUACGAAAGUAUGGAAAUGCAAAUGUGUGGAAGUAUUUCACAGAUCUAUUUGACUACCUACCAUUAACUGCUUUAGUAGAUGGCCAGAUUUUCUGUCUACAUGGUGGCUUGUCACCAUCCAUAGAUACACUUGAUCACAUUCGCGCCUUGGACCGCUUACAGGAAGUUCCUCAUGAGGGACCAAUGUGCGAUUUGUUAUGGUCAGAUCCAGAUGACCGUGGUGGAUGGGGUAUUUCUCCACGAGGCGCUGGCUACACAUUUGGACAAGACAUUUCUGAAACUUUUAACCAUGCUAACGGACUUACAUUGGUGUCUCGUGCCCACCAACUUGUAAUGGAGGGUUACAACUGGUGUCAUGACAGAAAUGUGGUUACAAUUUUCAGUGCUCCUAAUUAUUGUUAUCGUUGUGGAAACCAGGCAGCUAUUAUGGAACUGGAUGACACCCUAAAAUACUCCUUCCUUCAGUUUGACCCUGCUCCUCGCCGUGGAGAGCCGCAUGUUACCCGACGCACUCCUGACUAUUUCCUAUAAAGCAAUCUUUACAUGAUGCCUUCAUCUGUGCAAUUAUACUCCACAUUCAAAAACACAAGUGUGUAUGUAUAUCAGAAUAAACACACAUUAAUUUAAGAAUUGGAAACUGGUUUAUCUUAUCUCUUCCUACCCUUUCCCAAAACGCAUACCCAGUUUUAACCCCAGAAACCGGCAAUGAGACCAUCAUGGACCAAAAUGUGCCAUACUGUUUUUAAAGCAUUUAGCACAGUUCUGCGGUUCUGAGAACAAACACACAGCCAGCCCAUUAGUCAGUUUGCCUGCUGUAUUUGUAAGUCAUGUUUCCGUCUGGACUGUUCAAGCAGUAAAGGGUAACUUAAAAGGCUUUUAUUUCUAUUUGCACCUACUUUGUAAAAAUUUUAGUUGUAGUGUUCAGCUGGCAUGACCAAAACCAUUUGGAGUUAUUUUUAAGAAAAUGCACAAGCUUACCAUUCACUGUAUUUUUUUUUUCUUCAAUAAAUAAACUGGAGAAAUCUGACCUUGCUGAGUGUAUGCCAUAACAUUAAUGUACUUUUUCUGUAUAUUUGUCAAAAAAGUGCUUGCAGCUCCUUUGAUGUAUUUGAACAAAUAAACUUUCAAAUGUA
Xenopus tropicalis (tropical clawed frog) is the source of this 1739-nucleotide messenger RNA. It is a transcript of the gene ppp2cb, whose product is annotated as protein phosphatase 2, catalytic subunit, beta isozyme. Gene Ontology annotation, molecular function: protein serine/threonine phosphatase activity; hydrolase activity. Lineage: Eukaryota; Metazoa; Chordata; Amphibia; Anura; Pipidae. The coding region runs from base 208 to 1137 and encodes 309 amino acids. Gene Ontology annotation, cellular component: nucleus; chromosome, centromeric region; spindle pole. The record is from RefSeq and is marked provisional. The transcript has 7 exons.